AUAAAAUGCAAAGCUUCAAAAGAGCACGCUUGAGUCCAGUUACUAGACCAACUCCCAAGCGGUUGGUUCGUUCAAGUAGGAAAAGAAUUAGUUUUUCAACAAGAAAACACCAAAAGGUUGAGAAAAUUCUGAAAUUUCCUAGGAAUCUCCAUGCAGUUCAGCAAGCUCAUAAUAAAAUUUUGAACAAUACCAAGGAUGGAUCAUCCAAAGGGUUUGGAAAUUUAAGCAUUAGUGAAACCAUUGAGAAGUCUCCUCAUCCUCCUGCUGAUGAUUACUUAUUGCUAGAAAAUAGCAAAAUCAAAAAUGUGAAGCUACAUAGUGUCCGAAGCGGCUUCAUCAGCAAGAGAGUUCAAACUGGAAGAUAUGCCAGAGAUUUACAAGGCGAGAUUGCUGAUAAUGACUAUAACACAUUCAGUAUCCUCAAUAACCCUGAAGCUCCCAAUAAGAGCAACCCCAGACUCUUCAAAAUUAUGAAUAAAGCUAGAAGAAUUACCUAUGAAGCUUCUAAAGAUAAGAGAGACUCUACAAGGAGAUUCUUUAUGCAGAAUGUGUAUCAGAUAGCUAAAGAACGUAAACAAAGAAAAAGAGAUGCAAGAAGUUCCUCCGCCACUCAAUCUAUAACUUCUCUGAGCAGCAGAGGAGAAAUACAACCCAAGAAAACAAGAAAUUCUGAAGUUCGUAAGUCAAAGGGACCUGAAGAUAAACAAAGCUUGAGCUUAGAAUCAAGACACUCUCACCAAAAACACGAUCGGAAAGUUCUAAAUUUAAGUUUGAAACCUUGAAAGAUAUUUUCCCAAACCGAAUUAGACAACCUCGAAGUAGAGAAAUCACAAACCACUCCAGCCCCUGUGAAGAAUAAAUAUCUAAAUUAUCCCGUCGAUCAAAAUAAAGUGAACAAUUACUUUGAAGACCCAGAAUACUGGAUGUACAGAGGAGAAAUACUUAAACGAAAAUAAUAAUAUAGACGGAGCUAUCAAUAACUAUAAAAGUCUUAAAGGGAACCUCUCGCUACAUUUCUCCCUAGGGACAUCAUAUAUGCAGAAAUAAACAGUAUGAGAGAGCAUUGGCCUAUUUUAGGUCAAUCCUUGAGCAAGAUGCCUCCCAUGUUAAGUCUCACUUUUGCUUGACUUUGUCCCUAUUCAGACUGGAAAGAUAUGAAGCAGCUUUAGAUCAUAUUGAUAAAGUUCUCAGCUAUCCCCUGUCUAAAUUUCUCCAAAUACACUCAAAAAUCCCAACCAAAUAGCCCAAGCCCAUUCUCCAAAACUUCAAAAAAUUCCCUUAAAAAGCUCUAAAAUUACCUCAAAAUUCAGAAAUUUACUCCUGGAUUUGUCUGAGGGGUAUGUGCUACAAACAGCUUGGAAUCCACGAAAAUGCAAAAACUGACCUGGAAUACCUCAAAAGUUUUAGCCCAGUCAAGACCUUGGAUGAGCUGCUUGAUGAAAACAGGUAUUGCCCUUCAUACAAGGAGAUUUAUAUCCGGGAUAAAUAAGGCACCGCAUGUACUCCUGACGAAGGAUUUUUACAUCGAAGGGGAUGGCUGGAGAAAUGAUGGCAUCCCAGAAGCAGUAGAGGUCCUUAGAGAAGUCACCUUCUUCUCGAAAUUCUGAUAUUUGGACAUUAAAGCGUAUAUUAGUAAGAUGUGGGUCAAGACUUAUGAAGCACAACAGCUGAUACUCGUGCCGAAUGAUACUGCGUGAAUUGUUAUGGGAGGAUAUAUGAAAUUUCACAAAUUUUAAUUGCAAAACAAAAGAAUCAAUGCUCUGUAAACUACUAUUCCAGGGUGAUUUUGUGUUCAAUAGUAAUAGUUUCAGACCUCCAAUCGACUUCUGGCUUGAAACAAUAACCCCUGUGGAGUUAUUGUUUAUGAAGAAAGUUGAUUUUGAGGUAUUAUGGGAAUUAAUGAAGCAGAAAAGCACCCAAUAUGUUGUAGAUUUCCUCAAGGAGCACUUUCUAUUCUGCACUCUUAGUAAACAAACCAAAUAUUUGCUUGCUUAUGAUGUAUUGACUAUAAAGAAAUUUCGGAAAGGCGAUAAGAUCCUUUCAUUCACAAAACUAUCAGACAAAGCAAUAUCUGCAUCCAAAGAGAAGAGCCAUAGGCUCAGAAAGAGAUUCAUAGAUGCGAAUCACUUGCUCUCAGAGAAACUUAAAUAAAGCUCAAAAAUAUGCAGAUGAAGGCCUCCAUGACAAAAUAGACCAGCUCGUCCAUAUUGAUAACUACUCCGAUGACUCUGGUGAGGCAGAAGAGAUCAUGAAGAUGGUUCAAAAACAAGAUGAGCUAAAAUAGACUAGGUUUUCAAAAAUCAGCUCAAAAGUUUGCUCAAAGUCGCAAAAUUAAGCAUAAAAAUAUCAGUAUUUCAGGUAUAAACUCAGGUCUUAGGAAGGAUAUGCACAAGAGUCCAACAGUAGGGUUUAUAAAGAACUCGACUACAUUAACUCCAUCCUACUUCGAAAAUGAGUUAAGAAAGCUUGAAGUCCCAGACAAAGAGAUGGAAACUUGCCAAAAAUAGCCAAAUAAAGUUCAUAAUUAACGAAAUAAUGGGUGAAUUCCUAUUUGAUAAAUCCUGCCCAAACCCAUCAAUCUCUGAUAAAAUAGAUACAGAUAAGGUUUUCAAAGUGGAGAAUGACUACAUCGGCCAAGAUGGGAUCUACAUCGUUGAUAAAGGCAAAUGAUCGUUAGUUUUCCCCAACGAAGACACUCUUGUUGCUAAAUUAGGGAAAUAUGACUUUUUCGGUCCUAUAUUUUACCUUGAGAUGAUCAAGAAAGUUCUGUUUACGAAGGAUUUAACAACAAUAACCGUUGUUGCUGAUACCCAAGAGGUUACUUGCUUGUUCUUCUCGAUGAAAAGAUUUGGUAAAAUUCCAAAAUAUGAAAGACCAAUUGUUCUAAAAUUGUUUGAAAAAGCAGCUGAGAUGUAUUCUAAAAAGAUUGGUUGAUAGCUUCAAUAUCUUGAAAA
Molecule: messenger RNA, 2954 nt
Organism: Moneuplotes crassus
Lineage: Eukaryota; Ciliophora; Spirotrichea; Euplotida; Euplotidae
Source: the annotation of a GenBank genome assembly